UCCACCCGAAAAAAGCAUAUGAGCAGCGUGUGCAACUUUGUCUUCUCUCUCUGUAGCUAUCUCACCAAUAUCAGCCAUCAUGGUUGAUUACGCAUAUCCCCCAACAAUGCAUCACGACUUUGAGCUCUACUCUCAGGAACAAGAGCAGCAAUUACAGUACCUUCCAACCACACAGCCUUUCCUCUCCUCGUCAACAUACGGUAUGGAGCCAUCGUUUAGUGCACCAUACGAGCACAUGCUGCCCUUGGUCGAAGCACCACGACCACAAUAUUCCUAUGACCAAAUGGCGCAGGAACACAAGUUUGCCCAACAGUACAACUAUCACACUCCCUCUGCCUCACCGCACUCAACCUUCAACUCGUUCCAAGAUCACCCUCCGGUCCUCUCAGCCUCCUCCGAAUCCGGAGCCUCGGCAUCAUCCUCUGCUCUAGGCUCUCCUUCGGUCACUCCUCAGUUUGAGAUGGAUUCUUGGAAUCCCAUGGCUAUGAUGACCUCUACUUUCGAGUACCCAACCAUUGUUGCAAAUGAGAAGACCUUCGUUGACCCAAACGUAAUCCAGCCUUUUGCAUUCGCUCCCCAUAGCCCAUACCCUGAGAUUCGAACAUCACACUCAGAGUACUUCCCCAUCGUUGAGCAGCCUGCUUCGCCAGCAUUGUCGCAACAUUCAGUACAAGGCCCUCGCCCACGUAUCAAACAAGGCAGCGCGUCACCCUUCCUCCAAACACAUUUCCACCCUUACCAAAGGCGCGGCUCUGUCGCAUCGCACCACUCUCACCAUUCAAACACAAGCCGGCGCAGUGGCAGUGGAAGCAGCUUUGAGCUUGACGACGAGACAAGGGAGAAGGGCAUGUGUCCACUACCGGAGUGCGGACGCGUCUUCAAAGACCUGAAGGCCCAUAUGCUCACACAUCAGAAUGAGCGCCCUGAGAAGUGCCCUAUCACCACUUGCGAGUACCACGUCAAGGGCUUUGCAAGGAAGUACGACAAGAACAGGCACACACUCACCCACUAUAAAGGCACCAUGGUGUGCGGCUUCUGUCCUGGCAGUGGAUCAGCAGCGGAGAAAAGCUUUAACCGCGCUGAUGUCUUCAAGAGGCAUCUAACUUCAGUUCAUGGUGUCGAGCAAAACCCUCCCAACAGCCGAAAGAAGAGCCCCAGCGGUGCACGCAAGGCUUACUGCCCACAAGUCGCUGGUACCUGCUCAACCUGCUCGGUCACUUUUGCCAACGCGCAAGAAUUCUACGAGCACUUGGACGACUGCGUGCUGCGCGUUGUACAACAGGCUGACCCCUGCGAAGCCAUCAACCAGCGCCUCCUGACUUCUGUUGCCGAGGACAAGGAUGUCACCGACACUUUGGAUCGCAACGGACUCUCGAAGAGCAUCGAGUACACAGUCCCCAACUACAACGAUGACGACGACGAUGAUGAGCUAGAGGAUGAGUUUGACAACGAUGACCAGGACGAUGCUACAUACGGCAGCCGCAAGUCGCGCUCCGGUAAGGGCAGCAUCAAGAAGUCCAACUCAAAUUGACAAUCAACACAUCCCCGAGGUGUCGGCGCGUCGCAGCACGUCGGGGGUGGCAACCCCUCCAAAGUCACGAAGCUUGCCCGUGGUCCGCGAGCAGG
Boeremia exigua is the source of this 1626-nucleotide messenger RNA. RefSeq lists its product as uncharacterized. NCBI's taxonomy places the organism in Eukaryota, Fungi, Ascomycota, Dothideomycetes, Pleosporales, Didymellaceae. The record is from RefSeq and is a predicted model, not a curated record. Bases 80 to 1531 code for a protein of 483 amino acids. Gene Ontology annotation, molecular function: DNA-binding transcription factor activity, RNA polymerase II-specific; RNA polymerase II cis-regulatory region sequence-specific DNA binding. The transcript has 3 exons. Gene Ontology annotation, biological process: regulation of transcription by RNA polymerase II.